Molecule: messenger RNA, 2680 nt
Organism: Cyprinodon tularosa
Lineage: Eukaryota; Metazoa; Chordata; Actinopteri; Cyprinodontiformes; Cyprinodontidae
Gene: hps1
Product: HPS1 biogenesis of lysosomal organelles complex 3 subunit 1
Exons: 18
Coding region: 234-2258 (674 amino acids)
Biological process (GO): melanosome assembly; vesicle-mediated transport
Cellular component (GO): BLOC-3 complex
Molecular function (GO): guanyl-nucleotide exchange factor activity
Source: RefSeq, a predicted model, not a curated record
GUCACAUGAUUCCUGAGCCGCGGUGGAAAAAGUGCGGAAGAAAGUAAUGAACCCGAGAAAUACCUGCAGAAAGAAACGAAGAAAUCUGGACUUCAUUGCAGCAGAGAAGAAGAACGGAGAUGCCAGAAUUACACAAUGAACUGAGCUGAGAAGCCCUGAUAUUUUUUUUUACAGCUCCAAGGUUUCAGAGCCUAUUGUUAGAAAAGAAGAACAGGAAAGCUUCUCUUGUCCAGAUGAGGUGUUUGUUGAUAGCCAGCGAGAGCGCUGAGGUGCUCUUCCACUGGAAUGACCGGGAAUAUCGGCAGAAUAUUCAGCAGAAGUAUGGUGUUUCUCAGGAGGGAGGCGAGGGGCUCCCUGCCUUUGAGGACAUCUUGAGCACUUUGUUUGCUCCCAUCAUUAUCUCCUGCAGCACCUUGGAGGACAGUUACACUACCUUCACUACUGAGAACAACCAUGUCUAUGUUCUACACCAGUUUGAUGAGUGUCUCUACAUUGCUGUGAACGGGGAUGGCGGAGAAAAAGAGGACGACCUCAGGAGAAAAAUAUACGUGCUGAAAAAGAUGAUCGAGGUCAUGUUCGGCAUGGUCACGCUCAGCGGGAACCUCCUGAGGAAAGAGCUGCGACCUCAGGACACGGAGCAGAGAGCCAGGCUCUGGAAGUAUCUCCACAGCCUGCUGGACACCUACAGCCUCCUCCGGGAGAACGACCAGAGCUUCUUAGUGGAGGCAGUAGAGAGGUUAAUUCACCCCCAGCUCUGCGAACUGUGCAUAGAGUUCCUGGAGCGCCGCUUAGUCCAGCAGCUCAACAGCAGUGUGGAGCGAGCAGGAGAAGAAGUUCUGCACGCCUUUGUCCUGGUUCACACCAAGCUGCUCGCCUUCUACUCCAGUCGCAAUGCGAGCAUCCUCACCCCCUCAGACCUGCUGGCCCUCAUUGUCAUGGCACAGGACAUGUAUCCCAGUAAUAUCGAUCUAGACGACACGAGUCCUGAGGAUGUUGAAAGUACAUCUGGUUCCGGUCCAGAAAGUUUUUACACCCCAGAACCGUCCCCGUCCAGUAGAGGGUCCAGCGGCUCAGAGAAGGCUGGGCGAGGAGAAACUCCUGUGUUUGAGUUUGUGGACCCAGAAAUCCAGAUGGCAGAAGACAGCUUGCACACUUUGGAAAUUAGCCCACUGGACCCUUCAAGCCCUCGAAGAGUUUUCCUUGAGGUUUCGCACAAAGACGGGCUAUAUCCCAUGAUGCCCCACUCCAUGUACUGCCUCUCGCUGUGGCCCGGUAUCACACUAGUGCUGCUCACUAAGAUUCCCACCAGUUCAGUGGCCAUGUCGGUGUAUAAGUAUCUGGAGGACUUUGACAAGCUAGAAAAACGUUUACAUGAAGGCCAUGGAGGUCCCCCAUCAGCAAGAAGUCCUCUCAAUAUGCAAGAUAUACGCACCAAAAUGGAUAAAUUCAUCAAGGCUUUGGGGACCAGUGAGUUACAGUCUGCACACUUACAAAAUGUCUGGGUAGAGUUUAAGACCCGAGCAUACACUAAAGGAGGCCCCGGGUUCAACAAAGAGCUAAUCCCGUGGUGUAAGAACAUGAAGACCCAGCUGUGUGGCAUAUACAGACAGUGUUUUCUGUCUGAUUCUGCAGAUCUUACUCAGCGUCUCUCCGCAGGUCUGCAGGAGCGAGCCCAGGCUAUGGUUCGAGAGAAACUGAUGGACUGGAAAGACUUCCUGUUGGUUAAAAGCAAGAGGAACAUAACCAUGGUGUCUUACCUGGAGGAUUUCCCGGGCCUCGUCCAUUUUAUCUGCGUGGACCGGUCGACUGGCCAAAUGAUCGCUCCGUCACUCAGCAUCACGGAGCGCACUACGUCUGAGCUGGGGAAGGGGCCUGUGGCCAAUUACAUUAAAAACAAGGUAUGGGCCCUCGUCAGGACAACCCGCCGCUAUCUUCAGAAAGGUUAUUCUACUGUUACACUGCGUGAUGGAGAUUUCUACUUCUGCUACUUCCUCUGGUUUGAGAAUGAAACUGGGUAUAAGUUGCAGCCAGUGGACAUACCGGUUCUACCCGAUGACUCUCCACCCAUUGGGAUGCUUGCCUGUGAUUACUACAAGAGGCUCCUGCGAUACUACAGCAAGAACCAUAAGGGGGAGACGGUGAAGUGCUACGAGCUGCUCACCGUUCACCUGGGGGUCAUCCCCACAGAGAUCAUCCUCCAGCACUGUAGACAGCUGGCAAGCAAACUGUGGGAGCCUUCACGCAACCUGCUGCUGUAGAACAAACAUCAUCCUCAAACAGGGAGUCCAGAAAGUGUCCAUCUUUUUGUUUCAUUAGGAGCCAACAGGAAAAACGGCUUCCACCUGUGAGCCAGGUGGAGGCCUCUCUCAGGUUUCUAUUUCUUUUUUCCUGAUGUUUUUGUGUAAAAAUGCUGAAAUAAUUUAUAAGAAACAAAUGCUCAAAUUAGCACAAUCAACCGACCCGGUGAAUUAACACAGUGUCUUUCAUCAACCCCCUCAACCUCAAAUCACACUCUGCAUCCUUGAAGAUUUGUUUCCUAUUUAUUAGCAAUGCACAUGUAUAUAUAAUUUAUGUAAAUGUUUCACCAUUUUAAAGUUAGCAGGAUUUGUAUUUUUAAAAGUGAACAUACUGUAUAUUUUAACUUUCAGCAUUAAUUACAUAAAGGAUCUAAGCAAGUAAA